Messenger RNA from Tuber aestivum (summer truffle), 2572 nucleotides. The record is from the annotation of a GenBank genome assembly. Lineage: Eukaryota; Fungi; Ascomycota; Pezizomycetes; Pezizales; Tuberaceae.
UACUUCAUGCUAUCAUAUCAUACCAAAUUUAGGAUGGGGAGUCAGGCCCCCGAUGCCCAUUAGCUGCGCUUUUGCCAAUAGCCGUGUGAUAAGUGGACGGACACAUCAGCCAAGAUCACCGCAUGAGCCUUUGGAGACGAUGUACCCCCCAAAACAAUGUUCCCGCGAGAGCCUUAGAGGCAAAGGAGAAGGAGAGCGGCUCGUAGGAAGUCUUUCGCUCCAGUACGAGUAUUGUGCUGGUACCCGCACACUAUAGUACGAGUACAGUACGAGUACAGCCCAGUUCGGAAUGUUGCCCUUGCACUACCCCUCGCAGCUGUUGCGGGGCUGCGCAGUCUCGUAAGUGUGUCAGCUCGUGGAGAGCUCCAAGAAGCAAAUAAAAUACAACGAGACUACCGGUACCCUCCCAUCACUUCAACCAUCCUUCGCUCAAUCCUCAAACCCGACAUAUUUCUCUGCAAUACCCCCAAACCUUCCCCCCUCGGCCCUCAUCUCUGCCCCAUCAUGCCCAUCACAAGAAGUAUACUCCAACAUUUCAUGAUCCCCCCAACAACAUCUAACAUUCCCCAGAAACUAUUUAUGCUGCACAGCCCUCUACCCAGCGCGCGAGGCCAACCCAUCUCUCCACAGAUCCCAAUGGUGAACGUCUAGCAUAUGCUGUAUGCGUGGUGCCUCCCCGUACCUCUGGGGAGCCAAGCUAACCGUACCAGUCUGGAAAAUCCGUUUUCCUUCGCUCAAUCGAUGACCCCUCUCUCUCUACCCAAUACACCGGACAUACCAGUAUGGCAAAUGUGGCUCGCUUCUCGCCCAGCGGCUAUUACAUUGCAUCAGGCGAUUCUUCGGGCGUGGUGCGAGUUUGGGACGCUGUGGGCCCAGAGAUGAUCACCAAGGGCGAGUUCGGAAUUAUAUCUGGCCCAAUAAACGAUAUUGCUUGGGAUGGGGAAAGCAAGCGUUUGAUUGCCGUCGGGAAUGGCAAAGAGCGGUAUGUUUAUUCUUCAUUCCAUUCGACACCGCAGUGUUGAUUGUGGUUAGCUUUGGCCAUUGCGUCACGUUUGAUACGGGAAACUCUGUUGGGGAGAUUCUUGGUCAUUCCUCUGCAAUUAAUUCGGUUUCCAUCCGACAAUCACGUCCCUACCGAGCUGCUACAGCUUCAGACGACCAUAAUGUUGUCUUCUUUCACGGGGCUCCGUUCAAAUAUAACAAGACUCUUACUAGCCACCAUUCAAAUUUCGUCCAGGGCGUGGCCUUCUCCCCAGACGGAGAGCACUUCGUUUCCGUGGGCACGGAUCGCAAGAUUAUUUUGUACGAUGGCAAAACUGGGGAGUUCAAGGCCGAAAUCGCCUACGGAGAUGCUGCCCACCGAGGAGGUAUCUACUCGGUCUCUUGGAGCAAGGAUUCAAAGAGAUUUGUUACCGCUUCAGCAGAUCAAACAGUCAAGGUCUGGGACCUGCAGUCCGAGAAGAACUCGCACACAUGGAGGUCCGGCCCAGAGGGGACGAGCAUUCCCGACCACCAAGUUGGCGUCGUCUGGACACCCAGAGCUGAUAACACCAUCAUCUCGCUAUCUUUAUCUGGAGACCUCAACUACCUUGACCUGAACUCUGACCGGCCAAAGAGGGUAAUCACCGGACAUCAGACAUCUAUCGGUGCAAUGACAGUCACCGGAGAGACAAAGACCCUGUUCACCGGGGGCGUGGAUGGGAAAAUCUGCGGGUGGGAUCUGACUAAAGGGAUUGCCGAAUCAUUGGAUGGUGCAGGCCACACAAACAGUGUCUGCGGAUUUUCUUCGCAAGACGAGAGAAGACUGGCUUCGAUCGGACUAGAUGACUUUAUAAGGCUAAUCGAUGUUGGGGCCAAAGUGUUCAUGUAUGCAUCUGUGAAUCGUAGUCAUGGAGAAGUGAACUAAUGCGGUAGCAGUGGAACAAAUCAUCACUGUGACGCGCAGCCUAAAGGCUUCACUUGGCUAACAUUGAAGGGGGAGCAAUUUCUGGUCACUGCAACAGAAAAGACAAUCCUUCUGGGUAAGGUCACCACCAAACUCAAAGUCAAUGAGGUGUUGCAACAAAGUUACACCCCCACCCAUGUAUCCGGUUGUCGAGAUAAGGGUGUUUUUGCAGUCAGCGCUACAGACCAGACUAUCCACAUAUAUAGCGCUUACGAAGAAGGGCCGGGCGAACAAAGGGUUUGCGAGGAGAAAGUCCUUAAGGACACUCAGGCAGCGCCGACAUGUCUUUCCUACUCACCCUCCGGAAGAUACCUUGCGGUUGGGUUCUCAUCGGGAAAGAUCAUCCUAUACGAUGUGGACGAGGACUACGCAGUCAAAACUACCCGUUGGUCAUUUCACACGGCUAGGGUGGCGAGUAUCAUCUGGAAUGCGGAGGAAACCCACGUCGUCUCAGGGAGCCUUGACACGAACAUCUAUAUCUACAGCGUUGCCACUCCAGGAAAGAACCAAUCAGUCAAGAAUGCACAUAUGGGAGGUGUGACUGCCGUUGAUUGGGAGGGGUCCGGUGGAAUUGUCUCGACUGGGGCGGAUGGAACUAUAAAGAGGUGGGAGGUGAAGUUUGAGUAA